Ylistrum balloti is the source of this 507-nucleotide messenger RNA. RefSeq lists its product as uncharacterized. Bases 1 to 507 code for a protein of 168 amino acids. Lineage: Eukaryota; Metazoa; Mollusca; Bivalvia; Pectinida; Pectinidae. The transcript has 2 exons. The record is from RefSeq and is a predicted model, not a curated record.
AUGACAGAUGCAGAAAGGAAAUGUACCAUUGCUUGCAGAGCACCCUUUAAUAAUGUUGGCUCUAUAGAUGGCAUCAUUGCUGAUUCGCAGAGACGACGGAAGUUGCAAAACGACCUAAAGAAAAUGGUGCGAGAAUCGCGAAGACGGUUUAACGCAAAUCUAAUCAAAGCGAUCAGCGCCAGAAUACGAAACGAAACACAGACUAAUCCUUCAAAGCUAAGCAAUAAUGCACAAGCUAAUAAUGCGGCCGAUUCUACCGUCGACAGACAGAGGGAUGUCGUCGACCCUAAUGGACUCAGUCCAUUCACGGUUGACAUUGACGCUAUAAAUCCAUUCGCUGAGUCAGCAACAACUGUUAGUCCUCCUAUUCGUGAUCAGCAAAUUCCUUCGCCAUUUUUUAGCAGUUCAUUGAAUAGUCCUCGAAAUAGUUUGGGCGUUUUCCGUAAUCCUGCUGGUGGUGUUCCAGUGUUUUUACCUACAGUUCCUGACUCACAAACACCACUAUAA